AUGACGCUGUGCAGUGAAAACCAAGGUAAAUUGGAAGCUGCAGGGCCGAACUGCCUUCUCUCAGUCAGGGCAAUCAACAUCGGUACAUGGAACGUGAGGACCUUGUACGAAGCGGGGAAGAUAGCGCAAGUGACAGCAGAGAUGCGGGGUUACAACCUCACCCUGCUUGGAAUCAGCGAAACUCGAUGGACGCAGUCCGGACAGAAGAGGCUGAUCACUGGCGAGAUGCUGCUGUACUCGGGACAUGAGGAGGAAAACGCCCCCCACACACAAGGAGUAGCGCUGAUGUUGUCAAGAACAGCACAACGAGCACUCACUGGAUGGGAAGCCCACGGCCCAAGGAUCAUAACAGCAUCUUUUCGAACAAAGAAGAAGAAGAUCACCAUGAAUGUUGUGCAGUGCUAUGCACCCACAAAUGACAGUGAGGAGGGAGAUAAGGAGCAGUUUUAUAACAGAUUGCAGUCCAUAUUGGAGAGUUACUCAGAGAAAGAUGUCACCAUCCUGAUGGGGGAUUUUAAUGCCAAGGUGGGGAAGGAUAACAUCGGGUAUGAGGAAGUUAUGGGAAGGCAUGGACUUGGCAACAUGAAUGAAAAUGGUGGGAGGUUUGCAGAUCUGUGUGCUCUAAAUAACCUGGUGAUCGGCGGUAGCGUCUUCGCACAUAGGAGGAUACACAAGGCAACCUGGGUGUCACCUGACGGCUUCACCGAGAACCAGAUAGACCACAUCUGCAUCAUCAGGAAAUUCAGAAGAUCCCUACAGGAUGUUAGAGCGAAGCGAGGAGCGGACGUUGCAUCAGAUCACCAUCUAGUAGUGGCAAGACUGAAGCUGCAGUUGAAGAAGGAGUGGAUGGCAACUACAGCACAGAGGCACAAGUACAACACCUGCUUUUUGAGGGACACACAUAAGCUGGAGGAAUUUAGGGUGGCUUUGAGCAACAAGUUCCAAAUACUGCAAGAAGUAGAGGAGGAGGAGGAUACAGUGGAUAACAGAUGGAAAAGAGUGAAAGAGACCAUAACAACAACAUGUAGGGAGGUCCUUGGACACUCGAAAUGCCAGCACAAGGAGUGGUUGUCAACAGAGACAUUAAGGAAGAUUCAGGAAAGGAAAAAGAAGAAAGCAGCCCUUAACAACAGCAGAACAAGAGCAGAGAAGGUGAAGGCACAAGAAGUUUUCACAGCUGCCAAUAAAGAGGUAAAGAAGUGUAUUAGAACCGAUAAGCGGAACUAUGUUGAUGGUCUGGCAUCCGAAGCAGAAGAACCAGCAAGAAAUGGAAAUAUGAAAGAUCUGUACUCCAUCACAAAGACGCUGUCAGGGAAGUUCUGCAAGCCAGGUAGGCCAGUGAAAGACAAGGAGGGGAAGAUAUUGAAGGGAGAGGAACAACAAAUGGAUAGAUGGAGGGAACACUUUGAAGAACUGUUAAACAGGCAAAUGCCAACAAACCCGCCAAACAUCAAUCCAGCAGCAGAGGACUUGCCAAUAGACUGCAGUGUGCCCACCAGAGAAGAGAUCCGCAAGGCAGUAGGCCAGCAGAGAAACGGCAAGGCAGCAGGUCCUGACAGUAUACCAACAGAAGCAUUGAAGGCAGAUCUGGAAACAACGGUAGAGAUACUGUUCCCUUUGUUCAAGAAAAUCUGGGAGGAAAAUCAGGUGCCCACAGAAUGGAAGGAGGGAUACAUUAUAAAGCUACCUAAGAAAGGCGACCUCAGCAAGUGUGACAGCUACCGAGGGAUUACGCUACUGUCUGUUCCAGGAAAAGUGUUCAACAGGAUCAUCCUGAAUAGAAUUAAGGACCAGGUGGACACCCAACUCCGUGACCAGCAGGCAGGCUUUAGAAAAGACAGAUCCUGUACGGAUCAGAUCGCCACCCUCCGUAUCAUUGUCGAACAGUCACUGGAGUGGAACUCUCUUCUCCACAUUACCUUCGUAGACUUUGAGAAGGCUUUUGAUAGCCUGGAUAGGAGUGCCCUUUGGAACCUUCUCCGACAUUAUGGUGUGCCAGCCAAGAUCGUCAACAUUAUCCAAAACUCGUAUGGCGGUAUGACGAGCAGAGUGGUCCAUGGAGGGAAGCUUACGGAGAACUUCGAAGUGAGAACCGGGGUUCGUCAGGGAUGCCUGCUCUCGCCCUUUCUCUUCUUGCUAGCCAUUGAUUGGAUAAUGAAGACUACAACGGAACAUACAAAAACAGGAAUCCAGUGGACACCAUUUACACAACUCGACGACCUGGAUUUUGCGGAUGAUUUGGCCUUGCUAUCCCACACCCGACAGCAGAUGCAAGACAAGAUAAAUAGCAUAGCUGCCACCUCCGCUCAAGUAGGUCUGAACAUCAAUAAACAUAAGACAAAGAUCCUCAAGGUAAAUAACAUCAAAAACGACCCAGUCCUGUUGGACGGAGAAGCGCUAGAAGAAGUAGAGGCCUUCACCUACCUGGGCAGUGUCAUCGAUAAGCAGGGUGGAACAGACGCCGACGUCAAGGCACGAAUACGUAAAGCAAGAGCAGCCUUCAUACAGCUGAGGAACAUCUGGAGCUCGAAGGAACUGGGCCUAAGGACAAAGGUCAGGCUGUUCAAUACCAAUGUCAAGACCGUCCUUCUCUAUGGUGCAGAGACAUGGAGGAAAACAGUGGCGACGACGAAGAAAGUUCAGACCUUUAUCAAUUCCUGUAUGCGAAAAAUCCUCCUGAUCCGCUGGCCAAAUACCAUCAGCAACCAUGACCUUUGGCAAAAAACCAAUCAGCUUCCUGCAGAAGAUGAGAUCCUAAAACGACGCUGGAGAUGGAUUGGCCAUACGCUCCGCAAGCCAGCUUCCAGUAUCACCAGGCAAGCACUCAACUGGAACCCCCCAGGAAAGAGAAAAAGAGGAAGGCCGAGAAAUACAUGGCGCCGAGAUUUGGUAGCUGAUACCAAAGAAUUUGGAUAUACCUGGAGUCAGCUGGAGAGAAAAGCCCAAGACAGGGAUGCCUGGAGAGCUCUUGUCGGCGGCCUAUGCCCCAGGAGGGGUAGCAGGCAUAACCCCCAGAGCCGGAGAGUCGCGAGUCUGCAAUGUUUCCGGCAGGUCUGCGAAUCUGCAGUGUUUCCGGCUCUGAGUGAGAAUCUCAGGCCAGUUCGCGGCUCACGCAGAUCAGCCGAUUACGAGUGGAUCUGUAGAGCGAGCGAAGUCUCAUCAAUAAUGUUGAAAGAGAUGCCAAAGCAAGGAAAGCCAGAUUCAUUCUGGACCGGUGUCAUGAUGCAGUUUGCCCAGGGGAAAUAUAAAUUUUUCACUGGCCAGAGACCUGGGAGCAGACGUUGGAAGGCAGUGUUAGAGAGGAUAAAGAAUUGUCCGCUGACCCCUACAUAUGGCCUAACGUCAGGACAACAGACAGGGGCCACAGCAGGUGCACAGCAGACAGGGACCGCAGCAGGUCCACAGCAGACAGGGACCAUAGCAGGUCCACAGCAGACAGGGACCGCAGCAGGUCCACAGCAGACAGGGACCGCAACAGGUCCACAGACAGGGACCGCAACAGGUCCACUGCAGACAGGGACCGCAGCAGGUCCACAGCAGACAGGGACCAGUGAUAAUAGUAUGACAUGCUCCCUUUGUGCUCAGGAAGUUCUCUCUGACCAGUUUACACAGCAUCUGUCAGACUUCCAUGUCCAGGAGCAGUGUGAGCACUGCGGCACAAAGGCCAUGGGUGCUGUCAGGUUAUCAGAGCACCUUGAGAAGUGUCAUGUCUUAACCUCACCUUCAACCCCUUCAGCCCGUCCCUCCACUACCCCAGCCCAAGAGAUGACACCGACACCAAUCGUCUCUCCCCGAGAUGCUCCAGCUACAGUCUGCCUCACAGCCCAGGAGACAACACCAACCAUCUGUCUCCAAGUUGCUCCUGCUCCUACCCCUUCCACACUAUCUGAGAUGGCGCCAGCGACUCAGAGUGGCACACCACUUCCUUCUUCUCCUGCUUCUGCUCCUCCUCCAGCAGCACCAGGACUACCAGUCCCUCUGCGCUUUCCAGAGAGGGCAACUGAGACAGAAUGUCAGGGAAAAUUGGCACCACCCCCAAGCCCAAUCAGAUCUGUGGCACCUCCAAACCCACAUGAUUACUUUCGACAGAGGAUGUUCCUGUGGGCACCAAUGCGCAUGUGGGGCAUCCCUUUGAAAUGUACUCAGUGCAACCGAAAGAUGCACCACUCUGGCAUUUACACCAAGGUCAGAGAGGUAAUUGAUGUGGACAGCAAGUAUUAUUUAAUAGGGGGAGACUACCCAAGGUGCAGCCAGUGCAAACUACCUGUCUGUCCUUGGAGUAGUGAGAUUUUAAAGCAACUGGACCCCUCUAACCGCAACAAAUUCCCUGCUGUGUUGACUACACAUUUGGCACUGGACAGGAAAUGUGUGACACUUUUGCAUCCUAGAACAGCAGGGAAUAGCUCCAGUUACCUGCAGCAGGCAUUUCAAUAG
This is a messenger RNA of Paramisgurnus dabryanus, 4434 nucleotides long. The record is from RefSeq and is a predicted model, not a curated record. Lineage: Eukaryota; Metazoa; Chordata; Actinopteri; Cypriniformes; Cobitidae.